Macrosteles quadrilineatus (aster leafhopper) is the source of this 5666-nucleotide messenger RNA. Its product is annotated as inosine-5'-monophosphate dehydrogenase 1-like. Gene Ontology annotation, molecular function: IMP dehydrogenase activity. Gene Ontology annotation, biological process: GTP biosynthetic process. Bases 201 to 1760 code for a protein of 519 amino acids. NCBI's taxonomy places the organism in Eukaryota, Metazoa, Arthropoda, Insecta, Hemiptera, Cicadellidae. Gene Ontology annotation, cellular component: cytoplasm. The transcript has 13 exons. The record is from RefSeq and is a predicted model, not a curated record.
CUGGCCGGUGUACAUUGAACUGAAGAGUGCAGACGCUGUACAAGGGCCGAUAAAUAUAUCUCAUAUAAAUCUUGUUAGGCAUACCACGUGGAACCUACGUUGCGGAAAACCAACCAUAGAGUUUUUUUACAUAAUAUAUAUAUUUUUCAAUAUCUUAAAACUUUCCAAAUAUAUAUUUUUGUUGUAAAUUGUAUAUUGAUAUGGCCGAUUACUUAAUUUGUGCUGGAGCUGGUUAUGUACCUGAAGAUGGUCUUACAGGGGCACAGCUGUUUUCCAAUGGGGAUGGACUUACAUACAAUGACUUCAUUCUACUGCCAGGUUUCAUUGAUUUUACUGCAGAUGAAGUUGACUUGACAUCAGCCCUGACAAAGAAGAUUACUUUGCAGGCUCCUUUGGUCUCUUCCCCCAUGGACACAGUGACAGAGUCAGAAAUGGCAAUCGCCAUGGCGCUUUGUGGAGGCAUUGGAAUCAUUCACCAUAACUGCACGCCUGAAUACCAAGCCAACGAAGUCGCCAAAGUUAAGAAAUACAAACACGGAUUUAUCCGUAACCCUAUUGUCUUGUCACCUGAACAUUUUGUGGCAGAUGUAUUUCGGCUAAAAAAAGAACAUGGUUUCUGCGGUUUUCCAGUCACAGAAAAUGGUAAAAUCGGUGGAAAACUGGUCGGAAUUAUCACAUCCAGAGAUAUUGAUUUCCGUGAAGAUGCCCAAAGUCAAAGACUAAAAUUAGAGACUGUCAUGACAAAAUUGGACCAGUUAGUAUACGCCACUUCCGAUGUCACCUUGGAAGAAGCCAACAGCAUUCUGGAGAAGUCCAAGAAAGGAAAACUUCCGAUAGUUAAUGACAAAGGAGAGUUGGUAGCCUUGAUUGCUCGUACUGAUCUGAAGAAGUCCAGAGAUUACCCCCACGCCAGUAAAGACGAAAACAAACAGUUGCUCGUCGGUGCAGCCAUCAGUACACGGAAUGAGGAAAAAGAAAGACUAAAACUUCUAGCCGCCGCUGGAGUCGAUGUUAUUGUUUUGGAUUCUUCUCAAGGAAAUUCAGUUUAUCAAAUAGACAUGAUAAGGUACAUAAAAAAAGAAUAUCCCGAACUUCAAGUCAUCGGUGGUAAUGUGGUGACUGCUGCUCAAGCCAAGAACCUGAUAGAUGCGGGCGCUGACGGAUUAAGAGUAGGAAUGGGCUCAGGCAGCAUCUGUAUCACACAAGAAGUGAUGGCUGUGGGUAGGCCCCAGGGUACAGCAGUGUAUAAGGUGUCAGAGUAUGCUAGGAGGUUUGGCGUCCCAGUCAUUGCUGACGGAGGAAUACAGAACAUCGGCCACAUUAUCAAGGCUCUAUCUCUAGGAGCAUCUACAGUGAUGAUGGGUUCACUGCUGGCUGGAACAUCUGAAGCCCCAGGGGAGUACUACUUCUCAGACGGAGUCAGGCUCAAGAAGUACCGAGGAAUGGGCAGUCUGGAGGCCAUGAACAGAAAGGAUGCCCAGGGUGGUGCCAUGGACAGAUACUUUCACAGUGAGAUGGACAAGCUGAAGGUGGCGCAGGGAGUCAGUGGCUCCAUCGUAGACAAAGGCUCUGUUCUGAGGUUCCUACCGUACCUGCAGUGUGGUCUGAGACAUGGUUGUCAGGAUAUCGGAGCUCGCAGUCUCUCACUCCUCAGAUCGAUGAUGUACUGUGGUGAGCUCAAGUUCGAGCGCAGAACACAAUCAGCGCAAUCUGAGGGCAACGUUCACAGCCUCUUUUCAUACGAGAAACGACUUUUCUAGCUAAGCUCUGGGGGAGAUGGGAAGGCUAAGUAAGCAGUUCUUGCCCCUACACCAACCCAAGGAUACCACAUUCUUCAUGGUAUUUUUAUGUGAUACACACAAGGAUUUCAUGUUCCUUCCUUGAAAUAUUUCAUGAUUAUCUGAUUAUUUACAUAAUAUUUUAUAUUAUUUGUGUUCCCAUGUUGUUCUUCAAAGGGUAUCCCUUUUAAAUAAUAGCUAUUUUUAAGACACAAUCAUUUCUUUAUGAUCACGAUUAUUGGUUAACUUCUUUUGUAUGUAUUUUUUGCAUCAGUGUUUAAAUACUACCUGUUACUCCUGUUAAAUAAUAGCUAGUAUUUGUAUUUUGUUUGAUAUAAUCUUUUCUUUAUACAAUUGCGAUUAUUGGUAUUAACUGCGGUCAAUUUUUUAGUAUCUCAGUUAAUAAUGGCUUGUAUUUGUUGUUUUUACGUUAUCUUCUUUACACAGAUCAGUUAUUUUAUAAUUUAACCUCUGAUAGAAGUUUUUUUGUUUCUUUUUUACAUAAUGACUAUUUUGUAUUUUCACUACAUAAUCUUGAGGGUAAGUCUCUGUAAUGCUUAGGUAAGUUUUGUUGUAGAUUAUUUCUUUUUUUAUGUAUCAGUUGUUUGAUGUUUUAAUGCUAAAUAUUUCGGAAAUUCUCCUCUGAAAAUUAAUACUUUUCCAUUUAUAUUUGUAUACAUGUUUUUCUCACUUCUUUUUUAGUAAAAUAUUCAGAAAGUUCUUUGUUAUGUCAAGGAUUAACACCAUAUACUAAUAAAUGUUAUUGCAAGUUUAUUUUUACAAUUUGUUAUAAAAUAAUUUUGGUUGUUAUUUAUAUUUUGUGUUGUUAUCUACUUCACUGAGUCAAUCAAUGGACUAUUUUCUAUCUUGUCCAACCAAAUGCAUAAGAGAUUUCUUGUGUAUUGGUUUAAAUCAAUCAUCUGGUUUAUGAUGUGAUAAAAGUGUUAUCUACAAUGUCAUUUUCUUCCAUGUUGUUUUAUUGAGAAUCGUUUUAGUUCAAGAAUUUGCCGACUUGUAAUAAAAAUUUGCUUACUUCACUUUGUUUAAUGUUUUGAAUUUUUCAUAUAAUUCAAAGUUUACAAUAAUAUUUUCCCUAAAUUAUUUCUUAAAUUAUAUUUUAUUCCUACAAUUUUGAUAAUUUAUGCGUAUUUCAGUGAUAGCUGAGAAAGCAAAUGUGAGCAUUCUUAUUUUAUGUACUAAUUACUAAUAUUAUAUGAACUUGCUUUAUAACUGUAUAUGGCUGUGUUCUGUUAAUUUUGAGAAGUUGCUGGUUACUAUACUCCUGUAUGUAAACCUGAGUAUUCAAAACCAUUUUCUACUGGAGGAUAAAUUAUAUAUCUUUCACUGUUCAUGAAUAUAUUUGAUUUAAAAUUUAGUACAUUUGCUUGAACUUAAAGAAAUGUUAGAAUUCUGAGGUUUAAGUACAGGAGUAUUUUUCAUGUUGUGUGAUAGUUAAUAUUUUAAUAUAAGAGAGAACUAGAUUAAAUGUACAUACAUGAUGUAAAAUUACACAUAAAUCUAAAUCUAAAUAUUUCAAUAAAGUUUUCAAAUUUGUACUAUACACUCGUUAGUCGUUAUGCAUUUAUUCUUGACAUUUUAUUUCUAUCGCUCAAGCUAACAAGUGACUUGUUACUUUCUGUCCAGAGAACACUUCUCUCCUCUCUGUACCAGCAUAUGAUCAUAUGUACCAUAUAAUCUGUAAUCAAUCAUCGUAAGUACAAACAGUUUUACACCUUUUUCAAAAUGAAUUUGUGAGUUGUUUCAGAAAUAUACCAUAUUUUAGCAAUAAACAUACAAGGCAUAAUAAAUUUACAAAUAAAUUUACAAAAUUUAUAAUUUUUGUAAAUUUAUAAAUUUACAAAUUUAUACUAGAAUAUAACGCUUGACACAUUAAAAACCAAGGAUAAAUAUCCAAGUGCAACCAACAAAUCCUGAUAUUUUAUGCUAAAUCUUAUGAAUAUAGACCAACAUAUUUUAAUAUUCCCUUUACCAAAAUUUUUAACAUUUAUUGUAGGCAUUUUCUAUGUGUAAUGUGCCAAUGUUGUGCCAUUGUGCUUUUCAAGUAUUCAUACUGGAAUAACGUACAUAUCUUUUUUACUAUGAUCUUGUAAUACUAUAAAUGCAACACUUUAACUAAGAGUUUUGUUGUAGUUGAUUAAAUCGUCUGUUCAAAAAUGUUUUGAGAGUUUGUGCAAAGCACAAUACACAGUACUACAGAUUGUGUAUUUGAAGAAUACUUGUCUUACAUUUUCCUUACAAUCCCUUUUUAAUUCUAUUUCUAUUGUUGUCAAUUUUUAUUUAUUGAUUGUGGACUAUUUUGGCAUUUUAUUAUUUAGUAACAAAAUAUUCACCAUGUUAUUGUAUGUUGCUCAGUAGUGUGUUAUCAUUUUAGGCAGUAGCAUUGGUAGAAUUACUUUAGCCGUAAUUGAUCUCAUCAAAGUCUAAGAUUUUUGUUUUUCUAUGUAAUGAAAUAUCAGGAAUAACUUCUGGUUUGGCUUGCAUAAGUUUCUAUACGUAUUGGAAGUCUGUAUGGGUAUGUUUAUUUUACCAAUCUUAAAAUUAGCACUGUUGUUAUUUAUCUCCCGGAUUAUAAUGGUUCAUUAAAACACUGUAAUUUUAUUGUGAUGAGAAGUAGAUAAGAUUACAGUAUAUAUUUUAACUAGGGACAGGUCGUUACUCGAUGCCACAGAUACUUGGACAUUGGUAUCGGUAUCGAGAAUCGAUCGUCAAAAGUUGAUUCCGAUACCGAUGCUCAACUCAUCUGCGAAGGUUGCGUGAUCGAAAAAAUUACCGCUAUUGCCACGAUUGUGCAAGAUGACAAUCACGCUUCCGUGAUUGCUGCAGAUGAGGAACCAUGACAAAUGUUUCAUGAAUUGGCGUUUUAAAAUUUUUUUGUUAGUUAUUCACAGGGAUGUAAUUCAUGUUUGUACACAUGUACCACCUUGGCUAGAGCGCCUAGAUUGAUAAAUUCUUUUCAACGUAAAUUCUAUAGUUUUUUAUAUAGAAAACUAUAAGAAAGAUUUUUGCUAGUUCCAUGUUUAUGGAAUUAUAUUUAAUUUUCUACACUAUUAUACAUAAUUAAUUAGUUUGUGUAUUUGUAUAUUUUGUUUUUUUGAACCUAAGUACAGUUUAUGUGUUUUUUAUGUAAUUAUUUUACAUUUGUUAUGUUCAGUUGAUUUAUAAAUAUGGUAAGCUUGUGAACGAAGUAUAGCUUUAACAAUAUUCAUCACAAGCACUAAUGUAAAAUGAAAAAAAAAUUAAAAUUUAUAAUGGUUUAGAAGUUAUUGUGGUAUAAUUAAGAUGUAUAGAAUUUCUCGUCUGUAUUUUUCAUUUUUAUAUAUCUACACAAGCAAUGAAUAUUCCACUGUUAGGGUCUAUGGUGUUUUUACUGUGGUAAAUACAAUAUAUUUGAGCAUCGAAAGUGAUCUUGAAAUAAAAAGUUUAAGGUUCUUGGUAACAUAAUUUUAGACUAAGAAAUGUGUAACAAUGUAAAAUUGACUGGUUUAUUCAAUUUAUAUAGUCUUACAUACUAUAAUUUUUGCCUCUAAAUUUUAAAUGAUUUAUUUCCAAAUGGCUAUAAAAAAGUGAUUUAUUCCACUUAAUUCUAUACAUAAUACAUUUUUUAUGUCAUGAUCAGUGUAAGAAGGUUUGUUGUUUCCUAUUGUAAAAACCGCUAAAGAUUUAAAAUAUGUUUUGCGUAAUUUUGUUGUACAAAUUUCAACAUUUAAUGUUUGAUUUAACAUGGGAAUUGCUUUUGAGCCCAAGUAACUUGAAGAUAUUUUGUUUUGGUUUUUGAUAUUAAUGAAAUAUAAAUGUAUGACCUAGAUAUUUUUAUGAUUUCUUUGUUAUGUUUGGUGAAAAACCAGAAAUAGAAAUGAGAAUAAUGAA